This is a messenger RNA of Elephantulus edwardii (Cape elephant shrew), 2159 nucleotides long. It is a transcript of the gene BRAF, whose product is annotated as v-raf murine sarcoma viral oncogene homolog B. Gene Ontology annotation, molecular function: ATP binding; protein kinase activity. Gene Ontology annotation, biological process: signal transduction; protein phosphorylation. Lineage: Eukaryota; Metazoa; Chordata; Mammalia; Macroscelidea; Macroscelididae. The record is from RefSeq and is a predicted model, not a curated record. Gene Ontology annotation, cellular component: cytosol; plasma membrane; mitochondrion. The transcript is spliced from 17 exons. The coding region runs from base 15 to 2159 and encodes 714 amino acids.
GGAAUAUCAAACAGAUGAUCAAGUUGACACAGGAACACAUAGAGGCCCUGUUGGACAAGUUUGGUGGGGAGCACAACCCACCAUCAAUAUACCUGGAGGCCUAUGAAGAAUACACCAGCAAGCUAGAUGCCCUCCAGCAAAGAGAACAGCAGUUAUUGGAAUCCCUGGGGAAUGGAACUGAUUUUUCUGUUUCUAGCUCUGCGUCAGCGGACACCGUCACAUCUUCUUCCUCUUCUAGCCUUUCAGUGCUACCUUCAUCUCUUUCAGUUUUUCAAAACCCCACAGAUGUAUCACGGAGCAACCCCAAGUCACCGCAAAAACCUAUCGUUAGAGUCUUCCUGCCCAACAAACAGAGAACAGUGGUCCCUGCCCGGUGUGGUGUCACUGUCCGAGACAGUUUGAAGAAAGCAUUGAUGAUGAGAGGGCUGAUCCCAGAAUGCUGUGCUGUCUACAGAAUUCAGGAUGGAGAGAAGAAGCCCAUCGGCUGGGACACAGACAUCUCCUGGCUCACUGGGGAGGAGCUGCACGUGGAAGUGCUAGAGAACGUCCCGCUGACCACACACAACUUCGUACGGAAAACUUUUUUCACCUUAGCAUUUUGUGACUUUUGUCGAAAGCUGCUUUUCCAGGGUUUCCGUUGUCAAACCUGUGGUUACAAGUUUCACCAGCGAUGCAGCACGGAGGUGCCACUGAUGUGCGUCAAUUACGACCAGCUGGAUUUGCUGUUUGUCUCCAAGUUCUUUGAGCACCAUCCCAUCCCGCAGGAGGAGGCCUCCUUAGCAGAGACUGCCCUCACGUCCGGGUCGUCCCCCCCCGCACCUUCCUCGGAUGCUCUCGGGCCCCCAAUUCUCACCAGUCCGUCUCCUUCAAAAUCCAUUCCAAUUCCACAGCCCUUCCGACCAGCAGAUGAAGAUCAUCGAAAUCAGUUUGGGCAGCGAGACCGGUCCUCCUCAGCUCCCAACGUGCAUAUAAACACCAUCGAGCCUGUCAAUAUUGACGACUUGAUUAGAGACCAAGGGUUUCGUGGUGAUGGAGGAUCCACCACGGGUCUGUCAGCCACCCCUCCUGCAUCCUUACCGGGCUCCCUCACAAACGUGAAAGCCUUACAGAAGUCUCCGGGGCCUCAGCGGGAAAGGAAGUCUUCAUCGUCCUCGGAAGACAGGAAUCGAAUGAAAACCCUUGGAAGGCGGGAUUCAAGUGACGACUGGGAGAUCCCUGACGGGCAGAUCACAGUGGGACAGAGAAUCGGAUCUGGUUCAUUUGGGACUGUCUACAAGGGCAAGUGGCAUGGUGACGUGGCGGUAAAGAUGCUGAACGUGACGGCGCCCACACCUCAGCAGUUACAGGCCUUCAAAAAUGAAGUGGGAGUACUCAGGAAAACACGACAUGUGAAUAUCCUACUUUUUAUGGGCUAUUCAACAAAGCCACAGCUGGCCAUCGUCACUCAGUGGUGUGAGGGCUCCAGCUUGUACCACCAUCUCCACAUCAUCGAGACCAAAUUUGAGAUGAUCAAGCUCAUAGACAUCGCACGGCAGACUGCACAGGGCAUGGAUUAUUUACACGCCAAGUCCAUCAUCCACAGAGAUCUCAAGAGUAAUAAUAUAUUUCUCCAUGAAGACCUCACAGUCAAAAUAGGUGACUUCGGCCUCGCCACAGUGAAGUCACGCUGGAGUGGGUCCCACCAGUUCGAGCAGUUGUCUGGAUCCAUCUUGUGGAUGGCCCCAGAAGUAAUCCGUAUGCAAGAUAAGAACCCCUAUAGCUUUCAGUCAGACGUGUACGCGUUUGGUGUGGUUCUCUAUGAACUGAUGACGGGACAGUUACCUUACUCAAACAUCAACAAUAGGGACCAGAUCAUUUUUAUGGUGGGGCGAGGAUACCUGUCUCCAGAUCUCAGCAAGGUCCGGAGUAACUGCCCCAAAGCCAUGAAGAGACUAAUGGCAGAGUGUCUGAAGAAGAAGCGAGAUGAGAGGCCACUCUUCCCUCAGAUUCUUGCCUCCAUUGAGCUGCUGGCCCGCUCAUUGCCAAAAAUUCACCGCAGUGCAUCCGAGCCCUCCCUGAACCGGGCCGGCUUCCAGACGGAGGACUUCAGUCUGUACGCCUGUGCUUCUCCCAAGACGCCCAUCCAGGCUGGGGGCUACGGUGCGUUUGGCGGCCACUGA